AUGCUCUCCACAUUCGCCAUCCUGGCGGGGUGUUUCUGCCUCGCGCAUCCAGCGCAAACCUAUGCGUCUGGAAUCACCACCGACCCCGCUGCGGCAAGCGGGAAAACGUUCGACUACAUCGUCGUGGGCGGUGGCACGGCAGGGACGGCCGUCGCUGCUCGCCUCGCGGAGAACCCCCACCUGACAAUCUUAACGAUCGAGGUGGGCGGCGACAACAGGACGAAUCCUGAAGUGUUCAACGUCCUUGACUUUCCUAACCUGCUGGGUGGUCCGCUUGACUGGGCGUGGCCGGCGGAUCAGGGAAAGGUGAUCCACGGGGGCAAGACUCUCGGAGGCAGCAGCUCUAUCAACGGCGCCGACUGGACCCGGGGGUUGGCCGCGCAGUACGAUGCGUUCACGGAUCUGCUUGAACCAGAGGAGGCAAGCGUUGGCUGGAACUGGGACAACCUGUUCUCGUACAUGCAGAAGGCCGAGGGCUUUUCUGCGCCCAACGCCCAGCAGCGUGCGAAAGGCGCGGAUUCAAUCGCGUCGUACCACGGCACUCGUGGCCCGGUCCAAGCUACAUUUCCGAGCGCCAUGCUGGCAGGCCCGGAGCAGGGGGCGUUCGUGGGCACCAUGGUUAAUCUUACUGGAAUUGCGCAUUCUAAGGACCUAAACGGCGGCAAUCCAAAUUGCGUAGCCUUCGUACCUUUGAGUAUUAAUUGGCAUGCGGAUGAUCACCGCUCUUCGUCUAUCGAGGCGUACUACACCCCUGUAGAGAACCGUCGGAAGGGCUGGACGCUGCUAAUCCAUCAUCUCGUCACGAAGAUUGUCUUCAGUGGAACUAGUGCGCCUUACACGGCAACCGGCGUCGAGUUCGCCGCGUCGGAUGGCAGUGGAAUCCGGUACAAGGCGUUUGCUCGCCGAGAGGUCAUUGUCUCUGCGGGCGCCAUCCAGACGCCUACUGUGUUGCAACACUCGGGUAUCGGAGACUCGGAAGUGCUCGGUCCUCUCGGCAUAGACACGCUCAUCGACCUUAAGGGCGUGGGCAGGAAUUUACAGGAGCAGACGUUGGACGUAUUAGAGACGCAAGGAAAUGGUUUCAGCCUCGGUGGUGAUGGCCCCACAGACGUGAUUGCCUUCCCGAACAUCUACGAGCUCUUCGGAGACAAGGCUCCAGCGGCAGUGCAGACGAUACGAUCCUCACUCUCAUCCUGGGCAGCGUCGCAAGCUGAAUCGGGGACCCCGGUUGAGGCGCUGAAGACGAUCUUUCAGAUUCAAGCAGACCUCAUUGUGAAGCACAACGCCCCCGUAGCAGAAUUCUUCUUCGAGGUCGGUGCUCCUGACGAUCUCGCUAUCGUCAUAUGGCAGCUUCUACCUUUUAGCAGGGGAAAUGUCUCCAUCAAGUCUAGCGACCCAUUCGUGCUCCCUGCAGUCACGGUGAACUACUUCAGCGUCGACUUUGACCUUUCUGUCCAGAUCGCCGGCGCGCGACUGGCACGCAGGGUCCUCAGCAGCCCUCCUCUUGGCAAUCUGUCAAUCAGCGAGAUCGCUCCAGGUCUGGAUGUCGUCCCGGACAACGGGGACGGUGGCUCCGACGCGGACUGGAAGAAAUGGAUCGUGCAGCCCGGCACGGCGGGUUUCGCCUCCGUUGCACAUCCCAUCGGGACCUCCGCCAUGAUGCGGCGUAGCCUUGGUGGUGUGGUCGAUGCGCACCUGAAAGUGUACGACACGACGAACCUGCGCGUGGUCGACGCGUCGAUUAUCCCCAUUCAGAUCAGUGCGCACCCGACCAGCUCGCUGUAUGGUAUCGCGGAGAAGGCGGCGGACAUCAUCAAAGCCGCGCAGUGA
Trametes versicolor FP-101664 SS1 is the source of this 1830-nucleotide messenger RNA. Its product is annotated as alcohol oxidase. The coding region runs from base 1 to 1830 and encodes 609 amino acids. The record is from RefSeq and is a predicted model, not a curated record. Gene Ontology annotation, molecular function: oxidoreductase activity, acting on CH-OH group of donors; flavin adenine dinucleotide binding. The transcript has 11 exons. Lineage: Eukaryota; Fungi; Basidiomycota; Agaricomycetes; Polyporales; Polyporaceae.